CGUGCAGGGGGUGAGGUCAUCGGCGGAUUGCGUCACCGUCACGUGACCGCCGUCGGAAGUGCGCUAUAUCACUACACUGGCUUCAGCGGACCCGGUCCAUUCGGCAGGAGGAGAGAGCGCUGGCUAGCUUCGCCUUCACGGUCCAGUCAGGUCAUGUCUUUAACGAUGGAGAUGGAUGUCAGUGGAGUAUCCAGGACAGCCAUGUCUGUUCUACCUGCUCCGGAGGCGAAGGCUACGCUGAAGUCCGAGUUGGAGAAGCCCCGCUGUGCCAGCACGCCCUGCUCUCCGAUCAAAAGUACGGUUUCGGGAUACCAGAUCGUUCACAUGAACUCCAAUUACCUUGUGGGCUUCACCACCGGAGAGGAGCUCCUUAAACUGGCCCACAAGUGGUCAUCCGACGCAGGAAAUUCAGGAACCGACGCCUUACGGAGCCCGUGCACGAAGCCGGUGGAUUUGGGUCUUCAUCGAGCCUCUCGGAUAUACAAAACCAAGAAUCGACACUACCAGCCUUACGACAUUCCAGCAGUCAAUGGGCAGAGGCGGAGAAGGAUGCCCAGCUCAGGUGAAAACUACCUCAAGUCACUGCCUGGGGAGUCUGGAAAGGUACUUCACGGCUCUCUGCCGCUCUGCCUUUUGAAUGGAAAGAGAGCGCAUUCAAAAUCUUUGGACUACCUCAACUUGGACAAAAUGAGCGUCAAGGAGCCGGUGGACACGGAGGUCUUGCAGUACCAGCUUCAGCACCUCACCCUCAGAGGGGAGCGGCUGUUUACCAGGAACAAGACUUGAAGUGGACCCCGGGAACCGCUCGAUUUUUGACACAUCUCUCGAAAUACACCCCCCCCCCCCAACACCCCCUCCCCAGCCAUGUUCAGCUCCUCCCACAGAGCUUAGGCAGCGCUCCAGAUAUUUGUGUGUUAUUUAUCUUGUCAUUUAAUGAACCAUUACACUGAGGAUUAAACGUGAGAGCAGUCCACACACGAAUAAAUGAGUAUGGGCAGCCCGACGUAGUGUGUGGUAUUGCGAGAGUAACUUUAGAUACUUAGAAUACAUUUCAAGAGUAGCAAUAACACGUACAUUCAGUAACUGAAGGAACGAUGUUGAUUUCUGUGAAUCUGGCAAUGUAUCGAUUUGCAGCUUUCCAUUUUUUUUCUGCCUUUGCACUGUUACACACAUUGAAUAUUUAUGAAAACAUUGCCUCAGAAGAUACCAGAAGCACACUAUCAAUUUAAAAUGACUUGUUGGAUAUUAGCACACCUAUCAAGCUUACCUUCACCUGCAUACAUAAAUGGAACGUCAGACCAACUGCUGCAUUGUUCUGUAUAAAAGGGUCUUUUAAGCAGAUUUGUGGUGGAGAAGAUUAUUAGCAACAUGUUUAGGGUAAGAUUCGCUUAACUAUCAUCAAACUUGCUAUAUGCUGGAAAUAUGUUAGGGUUUAUUUUGUUUGGUAAUUUUUCUGUGUCGAUCUUUCAGCAGGAUUUUCGUAGGGGAAAACAUGACUGAGGUGAAACUGGUUGUGCAGAAAAUGGUUCCUUUAAAGCUCUUGUGUACACGCCUAAUUUGUAUUAUACUUGUCACACAGGUGUGUAGGUUCUGAAUGCAUAGCUUUAGAAACCAAAGGAUUUACUCGUGGGCAUCCUAUAAAAACUUGAUGAACCGUUCUUUUGGCAAUGUUUUUCAUAGAAUAACACAGGACAAUCAUCUGGAAAGUUCUCGCUCUUGGGAAAGACGGAACUGAGCCAGUGGUGUCACUGGCCCUGGUGUUUGAGCUUAUGAUGGUUUAUUAGGAAUCUGUAGGGCAUCUCAAUUUUUAUUUGAUUGAUUUUUAAGGAGUUUUCAAAUUGAUUUAAGUGUGAUUGAAACUGGUUGUAUGAAGCACUGGGUUGGUUCUCAAUAUUUAUGUAGGAUAGAAUAUUCACAUUACAUGACUAAGAUAUUUGCAAUUUUUGUACAGUGCUGAGAGCACUGUAUGUGCUUUUGCUAAAAUUAGUUUUUAAUAUUAAAACAUUUCAUUAUGUAGUAAUUUAAAUUCUUUACCAUUUGUUGGCCUGAUGGAUAUCUUGAUGUUGAUUUAAAGUCGUGUAUUUAUGAAGUGUUUAACAAAUCAGAUUUAAAGCACCUUAAUGCCACUUAUUUGAUUAAUAUCCAUAGCAGAGAACGAUUGUUAGCGUGGGUGACCUUUUUCUAAAGCAGCUCUAAUAAAAUGACAUUUGCAGCUGAUAGACUGUUAAAAAAUCUUUGAAUAACUUAUCACACUCUUGGGGGUGGUUGGGUGGGUGAAGCUGUAUGACAAAUUUUCUGUGCAGCUACUGCGAUUUAAUUCUUAAGGCAUCUUUUGCUGGUUUGUAUUUUUUAAGACUGUGGUUGAGUACUGUAGAAUUUUAUUUAAAGUUUUAAAUGUCUUACACUGAAAAUAUAUUUAUUACAUGUUUCAUUUUUACCAGGUUUCUGAGGUCUGCAUAGGUUCAUGCAACAACAUGUGUGAUGUUUACUGUUCCAAUCUAAUGCUCCAAACAAACUAAGAGCGUUCGGAAAUUGUGAUUUAAGACGAUGAAAAUUCUCCCCAUUGUGGUCUUAAAGCUAUUCUUUUAGAAGCUUAAAGCUUCUGUCCCAUUUUCUGCUUUUAUGGUUGUGUGCAUAUUUUUGACAAUUUUGAACAACUUGCGCAGUUUUAUGUCUCUGUGCAGUGAGCCUCCUCUGCCAGAUCCCCCAGUGAGAAUUUGCUUUUUCUGCAAAAAUAAAUGCCGUUUUUUGAAUGUAUCCACUUUUCAACAGCAUCUAUGACCUAGUUAUUCAGUAGAAUGUAGAAAUUUAUAAACCAUUAACAAACAUGCUAUUUUUUUUGCUAGGGUGGAAACUGACUGUUAAUAAAUUCACAAUUAAUAGCUUCAUUUGAGUGUGCCUCAAUUUAAAUAGACAAGGAAGGGAAAUGUUAAAAGUCUGAAUCUUUAAUCUUUCGGUCUCUAAGUGCUUCUACGCCAGUUAACAAGAAUAUAGGUAGAAUACAUAGGCAAUUCUCAAGGUUAAAAGUGACUUUUUGUCUACUAAAGAUUGACAUCUAUUAAUUAAUUCUGUUAUAAAUUUGUGUUAGCUAGCUACGUGAAAUAUGAGUUGUAAACUUAGCGUACCGGUAUUGACAGACAGAUGUAAUGUCUUUGGAUUGCCAUUAUCAUACAUGUUUUACAAUAAAACUUUCGUUUUAUUGAAUACAUUCUAUUGUUGAGGUGCAUUAACAAAUACGCAUAGCUUCGCAUCUAAGAAUACCUUGGAGAUUUCUCCUGCCCAUAAACUCACACAGCACCUGUUUUCAUGUGGAGCCCCCAUGCUGAAUGAGUCAACUGUACAAAAGCUUACAUGACUGUUGAUGGAUGUGGUGUCAACAGACGUUGCACCACAUUAUGGAAGUUGAGCUUCCGUGUAUUUUCUGCAUCUGAAAAAAGGCCUUGCCCUGUCUAAUCUUCAGUUACAUGGCUUUUAUGAGAGCAAUAACAAAAGUUAUUGAAAUCAUGCCUCCUCGUUACUUGUCUUUAGUAAGAAUUGCUAAUUUUGAGCCAUUGUAACGCAGGGUGGAAAUGGUGAACUCUUGCAUGUGAUUCAUGGUGAAAGGCAUUAUGAAAUUGCAGCACUACUGUAGCUGCAGUGCCUUUAUACGGUCGUUUGCUUUUCAGUUCAUUUCUCUGAGGCUCGUGUUGUGUGUUGUCUUUUUAUUUGAAAUGUUGCAAUUUAUUUGUUUAGGUGUUGCAGUUAAGUGGGGACUUUUAAACAAGCCGCAGAACCAUGACUUUUGGAUCUGCACUUGGCUGAAUUACUGAAUGGGUCUGCGUAUGCUCUGUGAUUCCAUUGCAGUUUAAGCUUUUUGUGGUCGUACACUUGGCAUUAUUAAAACAUUUGACUAUC
Molecule: messenger RNA, 3894 nt
Organism: Brienomyrus brachyistius
Lineage: Eukaryota; Metazoa; Chordata; Actinopteri; Osteoglossiformes; Mormyridae
Gene: macir
Product: macrophage immunometabolism regulator
Exons: 2
Coding region: 154-786 (210 amino acids)
Biological process (GO): negative regulation of fibroblast migration; negative regulation of cytokine production involved in inflammatory response
Source: RefSeq, a predicted model, not a curated record